Messenger RNA from Guillardia theta CCMP2712, 3393 nucleotides. RefSeq lists its product as hypothetical. Gene Ontology annotation, biological process: phosphatidylcholine metabolic process. Gene Ontology annotation, molecular function: phosphatidylcholine lysophospholipase A1 activity. The record is from RefSeq and is a predicted model, not a curated record. The coding region runs from base 1 to 3393 and encodes 1130 amino acids. NCBI's taxonomy places the organism in Eukaryota, Cryptophyceae, Pyrenomonadales, Geminigeraceae. The transcript is spliced from 10 exons.
AUGGGAUCCACAUCGAAGCAGAUAUUGGCAAGUAUCGGCUUCAAUGACGCAGUUGUUCUGCUCCUGGGAUUCUUCUCUUUGUUUGCAUUCUCAAGAUAUAAUGUGCAUUGGUCAUGGACGGUUCUUGCAACUCUCAUGAUUCUUCCUGGAAUCAUGGGAGUUCUGCCGAAACUGCGAGUCAUUGCCAUUCUCAACAAACGAAGACAAGAAAGAAGAGCGAAGGAGCAAGCAGAGAAGAUCAGCGCUGGGAUCAAAUCUCCGCCCAACGACACUUUCCGCAGGCUGAACGCCGUCGUAGUUCCGCCGAUCAACAUUCCUCACUUGAACCUGGGCCCUUUCUCUGCAAGGAUCUCGAGAUGGACUUCAGGGCUGAGGAGACCACACCCCAUCUCAGAACCCUCCUCCCCCUCUGCGCUGAGCCCUGUAAGCGCGCACGACUUUGAGAGGAGGCUGUGGGAGAGGCUUCAUUUCUCCGGCAACAAGUACGAGUUCUUCUCUUCCACUAAGUUUGCUGGUUGUCUCCGCGAAGAUGAGUGCGACGAGCUGUUCAACCUGUGUACGUGGAGCUCGGUUGAAGCUGGAGAGCUUCUUACGGAGAGCGGACUUGUCAUGGUUGUUGACGGAUAUCUUGGAGUCUACCACAAGGAGGAUGAGACCGAAGAAGAGUUUCUCAACUACAAGUUGUCUCAGGGAGAAAGCAUCGGAGAUCUUGAGCUCAUCUACAUGUCGGACGUUCGGACAUGUUCCGUUCGAGCGCUAACCAGUGCAACGAUCUUGAGGAUUUCACAAAACGACUUCAAGACGUUCUGCACCAAGGUGAAGCUGCUCGCACUUGGGCGCCUACAUCGCGUGUCCUUCUUCGUGAUGGCUGAGUUCCUGGAGAUGUCCUCCCUCAACUCCAACGUCGAUGCUGUAACGCUCGAAGACGAAGAGUCCAACAUGUUGCAGAGCGCCUUCAGCUCGACGUAUCAAGAGCUUGUGCUUGAGGUGUCUGAGGGUUCGCAGCUCUUUGAAAGAGGACAAGCGUGUUCCAAGCUCUUCGUCCUCCUCGAUGGUUCCGUCGAGAUCACAACAGAGGUGAAGGUUGCUUCCUUCCAAGCUCCAUGCAUCAUCGGAGCACGGAACUUCUGGACAGCCGAGAGGCAUCAGGAGACUGCGACCGCUAUAUCUCGUUGCCGGAUCGCGAGUUUGACGAUGGAGGAGCUGAUGAGGAUGGCUUCUAUCGACGGCAAGACGUUUGUCGAGUUUGUGCUCGUGGCUGCCGGGGCCAUCUUCCCAGUCAUCCGCGACUUUCUCAGCAUGGGCUUGAGCAGGCACUGGGUCAACGUGGGAGACUUCAUCUUCAGGGAGGGAGACCAGGUGAUCGACGGGCUCUACAUCCUCAUCACUGGACGAGUCAAGCUCAAGAGCAGGAGUUCGGAGGCCGUGAUCGAGCUUGGGCGAGGUGACAUGCUGGGCGAGGAGGCAUUCCUAGACUCUCAGGACAACUUGAGAAGCAUGAGCGCGGUGUGCAUGCGAGAUUGUGAGCUCGUGAAGAUCUCCCCCAAGAACUUCGAGCUGAUCUGCAAGCGCGUUCCUAGUGUGGCCGUCCGGCUGCUGCGUUCCAUUGCCAAGCGCCACAUUCUAGGGAGAGGGAGUCAUGCAAGCGGAAGGGCGCAGCAGGAGCAGCGCAUUGCGGGCCAGAGUUUGACUGCGAAUCUCGCCACGAUAGCGCUGCUGGCAGCCAACAGGGAGAGUGCGGAGCAUCUUGACAAGGUGGUAUCGUCGUUGGAGGAGCAGCUCUCUCGGUAUGGAUCUGUGCUAGUUCUGGACGUGGACAAGAUUGAGACGAUACUCGGGGUAGACACAAUCAGUCGCCUCCACCUCGCCUUCUAUCGCACCCGUGUUUCUUCUUGGAUCGUGCAGCAGGAGGAGGACCACAGGUUCGUGAUUCUCAAGGGCAGCCUCAGCAACCCCGCAUGGGAUCAGGUUUGCGUGAGCCAGGCAGACUGCGUCCUCCUCGUCGCCCUCCAUAGCUCACUUCCCACGAUUCUCGAGCACGAGCGAGUCUGCGUGUGGAAUGGCGAGAAUGGAUGCGUCAGGUCGUAUGACGAGACUAUUCUGGAUGUGAGAAGGGAACUUGUGCUGCUCCAUGAGAACCUGGCAGGCAAGACACUUCCUCCUAAGAUCACGAGGAUGUGGUUGGAGGGCAGGCCCGGCUUGACGCUCCAUCAUCACAUUCGGCUUGACGUGCAGGCAGACAUGGAAAGGCUGGGGAGAUAUCUUGCUGGUCGAGCAGUUGGCCUUGUGCUGGGAGGUGGAGGAGCGAGGGGUCUCGCGCAUCUUGGAGUCCUCCGGGCCAUGGAGGAGCUGAAAGUUCCUGUUGACUUCAUAGGGGGAACGAGCCAAGGCGCCUUCAUGGCAGCUCUCUAUGCGCAGCAUCAGGACACUGCCAAGAUGGAUGAGCCUAUCACCACGCUCUCGCAAGGGAUCGGGAGUGUGACAAGUCUGAUGAGAGACCUCACGCUCCCCCUGCUCUCCAUCUUCUCGGGCAAAAGUUUCUCCAAGACGAUACGCGAGGGACUGGGGGAAGGAGACAUCAGGGACACUUGGAUCAACUUCUUCUGCAUCUCGACCUGCAUCAAUGCAGACGACCCACUAGGUUACAUGCGGGUCCAUAAGAAGGGGAAGCUAUGGCGAUACGUGCGAGCGAGCAUGACGCUAAUCGGCUUUCUUCCUCCCGUGUGGGACCGCGGAGACCUCCUCGUGGAUGGGGGGUAUGUGAACAACCUGCCGGCAGACAUCAUGACGCAGUACGGAGUUGACACGAUCAUCGGAGUGGACGUGGAGGACAAGGAGAACAUCCUGAGAGGUGAAGUGCUGACGCCCCUGGACGACCAUGUCAGCGGGUGGUACGUGCUGUGGAGGUACGUGCUCGAGAUGCUGGGCGUCGGAGGGAGUCGACACAUCUGUCGGCAUCGGGACAUCACGACAGCUCUUUGCUACAUCACGCAUAUGACGCAGUUCCCUCGAGCAAAGGCGAUCCUGGACCUCAAGCUCGAGCCGCCCUGUGCAGACAUCGGGUUGCUCGACUAUCACAAGAAGGACGAGAUCGUGGAGCGAGCCUACAAGUACGCAUACGAGGAGCUGAAGAAGUUCGUCCAGCGAGGAGACGCGUCAUGCCGCAGAGACUCUCUCGGUCUCGCCAAGUCGACGACGAUGCCGAUGAUGGGCAUCGAUCGAGUGCCGUCGAUCCCUUGGAAGGAGGCAGCCACAUCGGGCCCCAGCGACAAGUCAGUUGCCGGCCCGAUGGAGGAUGGGGCGAAGGCCUCGGUGGAGCUGUUGAGCGAAGCCUUCUCGCGCACUCCCGUGCUGAGGAAGCGACGAGAGGGAGACUGGAAAGAGGAAGAUUGA